UACCCUCUCCAUUUAUGUACUCUGUUUGUUUUGAUAUAAACUAUGGGGAGCUCUUUCUUUAUUGCUAAAAGGAGGAGGAGUAGUACUUUGGGAAAGAAUUCUUUUGGGCCAGUAUGGAAACCUUUUUACUUAUAUUCCGGGCAUGCCGAUCAAACUUUACUUGUGGUGGCCUCUUUUCUCUUUAUUAUCGCUGGAUUUUUGUUUUUAUCGGCCGUUUAUACUAUGUAUUGGGGGACGUUUAGCGGAGGAAGAACAUUCUACAUUGAUAAUACGGAUGUUAGCAAACUUAAGUUUCUCUCCUCUAAUAAGACUGAGCUUCCCAGCAGUCAUUUUAGUCUUCACAGCAUUCAGUUUCCUGACUACGGCUACAAUAACGUGCUCUUGUGUUUGGAAAGUACGAAAGUUGAGCACACGAGUGACGAUCGGUUGUUUUCCUUUUCGGUGUGCAGUUCUUAUUUGACUGCUUGCAACAUUCUGUCCUAUUGUGGAACCACGUUUACCUUCCUUACACCGCUGUUUUUGUUCUGGCGCUCUAGAAAGGCAACCGUUAUGACUAUUAUAGGAUUUGUGGCGCUUGUACUUAACCUCCUUGUCUUGGUGUUGUACGAAUUUUAUUUUCUCAACGAACCUUUUACCUACUACGGAGUGGGAUAUAACCAUAUUCGCGAACAAUAUGAACACGGAUCUUCUUUCUGGAUUUACGUUUCGGGCUUUUUCGUUCUUCUUCUGGCUGAACUGGUUGUAUUGGCGUCCAUUAUCUUGAAAAGUUGCCAGUCAUGAUGAGAGAAGAAACAUUUUGCCAUCAUUGGGGAUACUAAAGUUAAAAGCAUCAAGACCGUAUAAUUGGAAGGAAAUACGUAUAGGUCGCUGAGAUUUUUCUUAGGCCGGGACCUUUAAGGUUGAACAAAACAAAUAACUCAGGGAUCUUCAUAUGAAGUUUACAUAACCUUGGCGUUUUCUGUUUUGUCAUAUUGUAGUAGUAUAUUAAAAGUACUCAGCAAAACUUUUUAAAUAAUUCAUCUAGUGUGUUACCGCACAAGCUUAGUGUUGCUCCUGUGAACCUCAAAUGCGACCUACUUUAGUAGUAGAACUAUUAAGAGCAAAAUAAUAGCUUAUUAACACGGUGGAUUUCGCUUUAAUAUUGCUCCGAAUAGCAACGCUUAUUGCAGUUUUACAUCUUCCUCUUAUUUCACCUUUAAUUAUCAAACACCUUCCUAUUGGACCAAAAAUGGCUUCUGUAAAUCGGGAAGAGUUAUUACUCCCGCUCAACGCAACAGAGAAUAUCCAUAUUUUUUGUACCCUAACCUUAACAUGAAAUAUUUUUUCCUGGAUAAUAUACGCUAUAAGUUAUGACUGAAAAAAUGUUUAUUAAAUCUUUAUUUAUGUAAUGCUGCACCAAGAGGAACUAAUUCAAAGGCUCAUUGAAUCCGGGACGGCCAGUAACGGCUUUUGCACUUAUAUGAAAGCUCGUGAUUGGAAUGACCUGAAAUAAGCUGUGCUACCACCCCCCAAGAAAUGUAAUUACUUUUCUAUGGACCAAAGGAAA
Messenger RNA from Zophobas morio, 1546 nucleotides. RefSeq lists its product as uncharacterized. The record is from RefSeq and is a predicted model, not a curated record. Lineage: Eukaryota; Metazoa; Arthropoda; Insecta; Coleoptera; Tenebrionidae. The transcript is spliced from 12 exons. Bases 43 to 780 code for a protein of 245 amino acids.